CAUACCCAAACUGGACAAUACUCAAACAAGCAAUCAGAGCAAUAAAUCACUAUUGGUCCGACUGAGCCGGGCUUUCAAGUAGGAGAAUCCGAGAAUGUCCAACUGACCCGACCCUGUCGAUUUGAGUCUAUUUUGCCCCCAAUAGUCCACCUUAUCCCUCGACUCAAAAAUCCCCAAAUCUUAAACCCCUUCUUCACCAAUCUUAAACCCUCCAAAUCCAAUGGAACAACCACUGACCCCAAACUCCAACCCCCAAAAACCCACCAAACCCACAGACCCAAAUGCCCUGAAGAAAAAGCUGCCCACCCCACAAGAGCUCAUCUCCCACUAUGAAUCCCAAGGGCUUGACACCCAAGAAGCCUCUCUCAAGGUCAUAGGGGACCUCCAGACUGCCCUGUUUAGGGUCAUAUCCUCUGGAAGAGGCAGAAAGGACAAGCUUUUGGCUGAGACUUCAAGAAAAGUUGACAACACCAACAACAGCCUUGCCAUUCUUAACAUGAAGCUUGACUCCAAGCCUGGCUAUGGUGAGUCUUUUGCUAUUGGGCUUGCUUCUGGGCUCACCUUCCAAGGCGUUCAGAGUGUUCUGCCUCAUGUAUUCAAGGGUUUUGGAGACAUUUGGAAUUCUGUCAGGAAUGUCGAAAAGGAAAAUCCUUGAACGGGUUUUCUUGUUGGGUUUCUGUUUUUACUUCUUUUCAAUGUAGGAUGUUCUCUUUCCCCUUUAUUUGGGGUUUUUUUUUUUUUUUUUUUUGUUUCUGGAUACUUGAACCUGUAGGGAAAAGGUGUGGGGAGAUGCAUUUUAUUGAUGUGAAAUGAGUGUAAUUUCCAUUGGAAAGUUGAUGUUACUCUUUGCCUCAGCAUAGUACAUUUGUAUG
Messenger RNA from Rosa rugosa (rugosa rose), 872 nucleotides. RefSeq lists its product as uncharacterized. The transcript has a single exon. The coding region runs from base 221 to 655 and encodes 144 amino acids. The record is from RefSeq and is a predicted model, not a curated record. NCBI's taxonomy places the organism in Eukaryota, Viridiplantae, Streptophyta, Magnoliopsida, Rosales, Rosaceae.